AUGUCUGCUGAUUAUUGGAAUUCAUCACAAAGAAACCAAUGGCAAUUUACACGAGCUUCCUUGCUUGAUGCAAGAAGGAAAAUAAUCUUUCUAGAGCGUAAAAUGAUUCAAAAUGGGUUAAUUAAAGAUUAUCCUAAUAUUGUCUAUGAUUAUAAUAUGAGGAUUUAUUUACAUAAUUUACUUUUAAAAUUAGGGCGUAGAUUAAAUGUCAGACAAAUUGCAUUAGCAACAGCAGAAAUAUAUUUAACUAGAUUUUUAACUAGAGUAAGUUUAAAGGAAAUAAAUGUAUACUUAUUAAUCACAACAUGUUUAUAUGUUUCAUGUAAAAUUGAAGAAUGUCCACAACAUAUCAGAUUAAUAAUACUGGAAGCAAGAAAUAUAUGGCCUGAAUAUAUUCCACAUGAUACAACAAAAUUAGCAGAAUUUGAAUUUUAUUUAAUUGAAGAAAUGGAUUUAUAUUUAUUUUUACAUCAUCCUUACAAAUCAUUAAUACAAUUGAAAGAAUAUUUUGAAUUAAAUUAUGAUAAAAUUGGGUUUAAAUUGACUGAUGAAGAAUUACAAAAUUCUUGGAGUUUAAUUAAUGAUAGUUAUAUUACUGAUUUACAUUUAUUAGUUCCACCUCAUAUAAUUGCAGUUGCUGCUAUAUAUAUUACAAUAGUUUUGAAAAAGAAUCUAUCUCAUACUAGGAAUAAGAAUAAUGAUUCAAAUAACAAUAUAUCAUCAAAUGAGAAGCAAAAUGACAAAGAUUUAAACAUUGAUGAUUUAAUGAAUUUAUCUCAAAAGACAAAUACAGAAUCUAGUAAUGACACUAAUGAAUUAAAACAACAGCAACAACAACAUAAUCAAGAAGAUCCAAAAACAAAUACUAAUGAAUUAGUUAAUUUUGAUCUAGAUAUAUUAGAUGAAGAUACAAUUAAAAUAAAUAAAUUUAUGAAUUUUUUAGAAGGUUCUCAUAUAAAUUUAGAUGAAAUAGUUGAAGCUGUUAGAGAUAUUAUGAAUCUUUAUGUUUUAUGGAAUAGAUAUACUGAACAAAAUUUGAAAAAGUCGUUACAAGGAAUGCUUUUGAGAAGAGUGUGA
Lodderomyces pseudojiufengensis is the source of this 1077-nucleotide messenger RNA. It is a transcript of the gene SSN8, whose product is annotated as cyclin-dependent protein serine/threonine kinase regulator. NCBI's taxonomy places the organism in Eukaryota, Fungi, Ascomycota, Pichiomycetes, Serinales, Debaryomycetaceae. Gene Ontology annotation, cellular component: nucleus; mediator complex. The record is from RefSeq and is a predicted model, not a curated record. Gene Ontology annotation, biological process: positive regulation of transcription by RNA polymerase II. Gene Ontology annotation, molecular function: cyclin-dependent protein serine/threonine kinase regulator activity. The transcript has a single exon. The coding region runs from base 1 to 1077 and encodes 358 amino acids.